GCGCCGUCUGGCCGCUCGUGCUGGCGCUGCCCACCACCGGCGAGUACAUGCACUGUCUGCCGGAGUGGUGCGGCUUCGUCGCCAAGUACUUCGGGCCGCGGCAGCUGAAGGUCCUUCUUCAGGACGUGCUGGACCACAUCGGUCCGGACAGACAGUUCGAGCAGCACUACCCGCAGCUGGAGGCGCUGCUCACCAAGGCAAUCGGCGACGGAUCGCAGCUGCACCAUCUGGUGCACAUGACCAGCUUCUCCACGCUGCUGGAGCUGCUGCAGCAGGACGAGGUGCGGCAGCGGGUCAGUCGUCGGCUGCUGCAGCUGCUGACGAGCUGCCAGCAAGAGCUGACGACCGAGCCGGCCCUGGUGGAGCUGGGCAUGGCCUGCUGCCAGACCCUCCAUGACUCUGUCACGAUGCUGUCCCUGGACGACGAGCGGCGGGAGACGAGCGCACUGAUCUGCCAGUUCCUGCAGCGGGCCGUGGACCUGACGCCCUCGCAGCUGGAGAGCUCGCUGGACCUGCUGGUGCAGGCGCGCGGCGGUUUCUGCAACCUGGAGUCGGUGACGACGCACCUGGUGGUGGCGGUGCACGCGUCUUUCAAUCAGUGA
Molecule: messenger RNA, 602 nt
Organism: Pollicipes pollicipes
Lineage: Eukaryota; Metazoa; Arthropoda; Thecostraca; Pollicipedomorpha; Pollicipedidae
Product: VPS35 endosomal protein sorting factor-like
Exons: 6
Coding region: 48-602 (184 amino acids)
Biological process (GO): endocytic recycling
Cellular component (GO): endosome
Source: RefSeq, a predicted model, not a curated record